Erythranthe guttata (spotted monkey flower) is the source of this 1455-nucleotide messenger RNA. RefSeq names its product casein kinase II subunit alpha-2. The record is from RefSeq and is a predicted model, not a curated record. Gene Ontology annotation, biological process: peptidyl-serine phosphorylation; peptidyl-threonine phosphorylation; regulation of cell cycle. Gene Ontology annotation, molecular function: protein serine/threonine kinase activity; ATP binding. Gene Ontology annotation, cellular component: cytosol; protein kinase CK2 complex; nucleus. Lineage: Eukaryota; Viridiplantae; Streptophyta; Magnoliopsida; Lamiales; Phrymaceae.
GUACUGUAACCAGACCAAUCGUGGAGAGAGACACUUCCCGAUUUACCGGUCCAGUAUCCUCUGGUGCGGUUCGUGCAAUCAAUCCCACCUCAUAUCGAAAUAAAAUCAUCGUCAAACGAAAACACAAAAAACCAGGCGAAAAAUCAAAAUCUGCCACCUGAAUUUUUUUUUUUGAUGUCGCAAGCUCGAGUUUACGCUGACAUCAACGUUCAUCGCCCCCGGGAUUACUGGGACUACGAAUCUCUCGCCGUUCAAUGGGGUGAUCAAGAUGAUUAUGAGGUUGUUCGAAAAGUGGGAAGGGGGAAAUAUAGUGAGGUCUUUGAAGGAAUAAACGUAACGAACAAUGAAAGGUGCAUCAUCAAAAUUCUUAAACCAGUCAAGAAGAAGAAGAUAAAGAGGGAGAUAAAGAUACUUCAAAACCUUUGUGGUGGUCCGAAUAUCGUGAAGUUGCUGGAUAUAGUUAGAGAUCAGCACUCAAAAACCCCUAGCUUGGUUUUCGAAUAUGUCAACAGCACUGAUUUUAAAGUCUUGUACCCGACAUUGACUGAUUAUGAUAUACGCUACUACAUAUACGAGCUUCUCAAGGCAUUAGAUUAUUGCCAUUCGCAAGGGAUAAUGCAUCGGGAUGUCAAGCCACACAAUGUGAUGAUUGAUCAUGAAUUGCGAAAACUUCGGCUGAUUGAUUGGGGACUUGCCGAAUUUUAUCACCCUGGGAAAGAAUACAAUGUCAGAGUUGCUUCAAGAUAUUUUAAGGGUCCUGAAUUACUUGUAGACUUGCAAGACUACGACUAUUCUCUAGACAUGUGGAGCCUUGGUUGUAUGUUUGCUGGAAUGAUCUUUCGUAAAGAACCAUUCUUCUAUGGUCACGAUAAUCAAGAUCAGCUAGUCAAAAUAGCCAAGGUCCUCGGUACAGAUGAACUGAACACAUAUCUGACCAAAUACCGUCUUGAACUGGAUCCUCAACUCGAUGCUCUUGUUGGAAGGCACAGUAGGAAACCCUGGUCAAGAUUUGUUAAUUCAGAUAAUCAGCAUCUAGUUUCACCAGAGGCCAUUGAUUUUCUCGACAAGCUUCUCCGUUACGAUCAUCAAGACAGGCUAACAGCCAAAGAAGCAAUGGUUCACCCGUACUUUAACCAAGUGAGAGCCGCUGAAAAUAGCAGGAUGAGGAUUCAGUAGCUACAUAUUUAUUCACGCCUUUCACAAAAUCGCUAGCGUUUGUGAAUGAAUGAAUAUUUUGUGUUUGUUAAUUAUUAUGUACUAAAAAAGUAAAUUAAUUGUCGAGACUUGAACAGAUGUUCUCUUCUCGGUGGACGGAUGGUGUUCCAUUCUUUCGUGUUAGCAUUUUUCAACUCUUCGAUUAGUAUUUAAAGAUUUGUGUAUAUCACACUCGCUACUCAAUUGUGACGUUAUUUACUUACUAGUUUGGGACUUUGCUAUCGGUUUUGUUGCUGACGA